Mizuhopecten yessoensis (Yesso scallop) is the source of this 982-nucleotide messenger RNA. Its product is annotated as BAG family molecular chaperone regulator 2-like. The record is from RefSeq and is a predicted model, not a curated record. Lineage: Eukaryota; Metazoa; Mollusca; Bivalvia; Pectinida; Pectinidae. The transcript is spliced from 2 exons. Gene Ontology annotation, molecular function: protein-folding chaperone binding; adenyl-nucleotide exchange factor activity. The coding region runs from base 53 to 652 and encodes 199 amino acids. Gene Ontology annotation, biological process: protein stabilization.
GUAGAAAUCACUUCCUAUAUGGCGGAAUACUACGGUCGUGAAUGAAAACAACAUGACGAACAUAGAGGAAGCCCCAAAUUUAGAAGAGUCUUCGUCUAUAAAAGAGGAUGCAAAAUGCAAAGAUAUAGCAAUUCUGCCAGAGGGGGAAGACGACCGAAAAACAUUUAUAGGCCACUUAUAUUCAAUUGAAAGUAGAGUUGAGAACCUUCGGGAACGUGCACUUGAUAUAGAACAAGAAAAAUGUCUUUUGCUACAGGAGUUACAGCGAAUGCAGGAUAACGACAAACAUAUUGAAUUCUCAGAAGGUGAGCGAGAUGAAAUUGAAGCCCUGGCUGAGCGACUGGUCUGUCGAUGUCUAACCAUUGAGAUUUCUGUGACUACACCCAGAAAUGAGUCCCAGGAGAAUGCGCUGAAGUGUGUCAAUGAGUUGUUGCAGCAGCUUGAAGGGUUAUGUGAAUGUUCUGUAGAGAAAGCGAUCGGAAAAACUAAAGCUUAUUUGAAUGCUUGUCUCGCAGAACCCACUGGCUGUAUUGACCAGCGGUUUCAGGGUUCCAUCUUAGGCUGUACAAUUGAUGAUCAAAAGAAAAUCAAAUGUAGACUUCAAAGAUUACUAGAAGACUUACGUAAAAAUUGUCAAGUGGUGUCACGAUAGCAUUACGGCUACAUUGUCAUUCAUUGUUAAAUGUCCAGAUAUCAUCUUAAAAGUAAGUACAGUAAAACCUCUUUAUACCGUCACCAUUUUCUGGAGUGAAAGUUUGGCAUUGUAAAGGAGUUUGGUAAUGAAGUGAAAGAAAGAUAGAAAAUAAUCAGACUUUAGAUACAUUUGCAGUAAGUGAGUUUCAGCCAAGUGAAAUGGGGGUGGGGGUUAUAUUGAGGUUUUACUCUAUACUGUCUUAGUAAGCAAUUUAAUUGACUAAAUAUAUAAUGUUAUGAAAAAGUGUCUUUUGUUAUGUACAUGCACUUAUUGAUAUUUUGACUUGAU